Molecule: messenger RNA, 4668 nt
Organism: Nilaparvata lugens (brown planthopper)
Lineage: Eukaryota; Metazoa; Arthropoda; Insecta; Hemiptera; Delphacidae
Gene: Shab
Product: potassium voltage-gated channel protein Shab
Exons: 14
Coding region: 548-3709 (1053 amino acids)
Biological process (GO): potassium ion transmembrane transport; protein homooligomerization
Cellular component (GO): voltage-gated potassium channel complex; membrane
Molecular function (GO): protein binding; delayed rectifier potassium channel activity
Source: RefSeq, a predicted model, not a curated record
UGUUGCUAGGGGAGGGGGAAGCACAUGCCCCCUCCUAUCAUUUGAUUCCACCGGACUCCCUGCAGGGGGGAGGAAAGCUUUACUCAAUGAAAGCACAAGUUUUCCUUCUACUACUCCACUACAUACCUUGGAAAACUAUACAGAUACUAGUACAAUAACGCAUCUCAUUCUGCCCUACUUUCUUCUCUUCGAUUGGUAGAAGAAGUCGCUUGCAUGGCUGCCUCGGCUCGCAUAAAUUCUUUAGAAAUAUAAAUUUAUGGCCGCAUGAGUCGUUCGUUGUGCAUGCUAUGUCAUGCUUCAAGCCGGUCACGUUCAUUAGCUAAUAAAUCCAGUGUUUAGGGCGGCUAUACCUACUCAAAGACAGGUCAUUCGCUCUUCUACUUAUCAAGGAGGGACCGUCUUGGACAGGUGAGAAGGUCUACAGCCGACAUUAGAAAUGGAUUUACACGCGAGAGAUAACACAAGACUCAUUAAUUCAUAGCAGCAGCUGGUGUGUGUUGGCUGCGAUGAGACGCCGGCGGAGGCAGUCGCAGGGGCGGCGGCCGUGAUGACGGAGGCGGCGGCCGACAGCAGCAGCUAUGUAGCGGCGGUCAUGGGGGCGGCAGCGGAGAGCGGAGGCGGCGGCGGUCUAGAGCAGGCCAUUUCCGCCGCCGCCGCCUCCGCCGCCAAAGAGGUCCGCUUUCCUUCGCCGCCGCCCCCGCUCCUGCGCGCCCACUCGCGCUCCAUGUCCUCCCUGCCCCCGGAGCCCUUCAUGAUCAUGCGCUCCAAGGCGCUCAACCGACGUGUCUGCAUCAACGUCGGAGGCGUGAAGCACGAGGUGCUGUGGAGGACACUGGAGCGACUCCCGCACACACGCCUGGGUCGACUGCGCGACUGCAACACACACGAGGCCAUCACAGAGUUGUGCGACGACUACUCCCUAAUCGACAACGAGUACUUCUUCGACCGCCACCCCAAGUCGUUCAGCUCCAUCCUCAACUUCUACCGAACCGGCAAACUGCAUCUGGUCGACGAGAUGUGUGUGCUAGCCUUCAGCGACGACCUCGAAUACUGGGGAGUCGACGAAUUGUACCUGGAGUCCUGUUGUCAGCACAAGUACCACCAGCGGAAAGAGCACGUGCAUGAGGAGAUGCGCAAGGAGGCAGAAUCGCUGCGUCAGCGAGAUGAGGAGGAGUUUGGUGACGGCAAGUGCGCGCACUAUCAGCAGUUCCUGUGGGACCUUCUCGAGAAGCCCACCACCUCCAUUGCCGCCCGGGUGAUAGCGGUGAUCUCGAUCCUGUUCAUAGUGCUGUCGACGAUCGCGCUGACGCUGAACACGAUUCCGCAGAUGCAGGUGAACGACGAACGCGGCGUGCAAGACAAUCCGCAGCUGGCGAUGGUCGAGGCCGUCUGCAUCACGUGGUUCACCCUCGAGUACGUUCUGCGCUUUAGCGCCUCGCCCAACAAGUGGAAGUUCUUCAAAGGCGGGCUCAAUGUGAUCGACUUGCUAGCCAUUCUGCCCUACUUUGUGUCGCUGUUCCUAGUCGAGACUAACAAGAACGCCACCGAUCAGUUCCAAGACGUGCGUCGCGUAGUGCAGAUCUUCCGCAUCAUGCGGAUCCUGCGUAUCCUGAAGCUGGCCCGGCACUCGACCGGCCUGCAGAGUCUAGGGUUCACUUUGCGCAACUCCUACAAAGAGCUCGGCCUGCUGAUGCUCUUCUUGGCGAUGGGCGUGCUCAUAUUCAGCAGCCUCGCCUAUUUCGCCGAAAAGGAAGAGCCCGGCACUAAGUUCAUUAGCAUCCCGGAGACGUUCUGGUGGGCAGGCAUCACUAUGACUACGGUCGGAUAUGGUGACAUCUACCCGACAACUCCCCUCGGUAAGGUGAUCGGCAGUGUCUGUUGCAUUUGCGGUGUCCUGGUCAUCGCCCUUCCCAUUCCCAUCAUUGUUAACAAUUUCGCCGAAUUCUACAAGAACCAGAUGCGGAGGGAGAAGGCGCUGAAGCGACGCGAGGCGUUGGAGCGCGCCAAGCGAGAGGGAAGCAUCGUCUCCUUCCACCACAUCAACCUGCGCGACGCCUUCGCCAAGAGCAUGGACCUCAUCGACGUCAUUGUCGACACCGGAACUGCCAACAAAGUAGCUCCAGCAGGAUCCCGGCCCGCUGAGUCCGCUUGGGACAAUAAAGAGGAAACGCCACUGAUAAACGCAGUGUUGGGUCACAACUUGUCGAACGCGGACGGCAACAGCACAGAGGGCGAACAGAGUGCGAACCCGGCACAGACGGGCGCCGGUUGCUAUAAGAACCACGAGCACUUCACGUCCCGCCACCGGCGACCGGCGCCGCCUCCCCAGCCGCUGCCUCCGCCGCCCCUUCUCGACCUGGAGCCGUCCGAGACGCAGCCUCUCACACAGGCGCAGCCCGAGUCGCCUCAGCACAAUCCCAUCAGUCCGGAACAUGACAGCAAAAAUGAUAGCGCAACGAUCACAAAACUAGAAGAGCUACCUAGUGAAUUUGAAUGUUGCUUUUGCAACUCAAAGGGCUUUAAAGAGUUCAUAGACGCGGAAGACCUGAUGCCGUUGGCGACAAGUGACUUCCGAAACCCGAUCUGCUUGGAGAUGAAGAUGCUGCGCACUUCGAGGGGGGCGCUGGAGGAUGGGGGAAGGGUGGGGGGACCCAUGGACGUUGGCAGUGUAGACAGUUCAGACACAUAUGCCAGCUGCAACACUCAGCCCUUCAACUCGCAGGGUGACCUGACAGCGGACGACGUCGACGCAGACGGAGAGGGUGAACUGGACGCAGACGGUUCCAACCUGUACGUGAACCCGAUGGAGAGCCAGGGCCGACGCUCCAUGGUGAAGAAGUCUGCCUCCGGAGACACGGCGCUAGCACUGCGCAGCCUGGGGGCGUCACCCGACGGCGACGAGUACAAGGGCUUCGGAGGCGGCGGAGGCGGCUGCGGUGGAGGCGGCAGUGGCGGAGGCGGUAGUGGAUCUCACCACGGCGCCGCGCCGCUUUCCGCCAGCCGCGGCAGUCUCAACGCGGACACGCCGCUGCCAAAGCAUCGCAAAACGCGCUUCCAACAACCCAGAUUUGGUGGAGACACCACUGGCCAAUCACAGGAAAGUCUGGAGACAAUAAAAAGAAGACGACCGUCUUUUAUGCCAACUCGAUCACUAGCCACUGCCACCCGUAUCAUCAACCAACAUCUAUUCGGCCUACAGAAUAGUUUGAGUCGUUCAGGUAAGAACGGCGAGAGCAGGACAUCGCUGUCUGUGGACUCGAUAGACAGCCGAACGUGUCAGACGCCCGAAACGCACCGCCGCUCCAAGUCCAUCCUCAAGAAGCACGAGUCGUCGAGUGGCGGAGGUGGAGGCGGAGGUUUAGGCCACCAGCACCAGUGCGGCAACCACCGAGGGGCGGCAGGGGGGCGGCUGAACAGCGACGACCCCGAAACCGAGAAGCUAAUCUCGGACACGGCGUCCGGGUCAGACUACUCGCCGGGAAAGAGUCCGCCUUCGCUGAGAGCCGCCACCUCCAAGCUGCCGCCGCUCAAGUUUGUCGGCAUCCCGCCUCCAAACCUGCUCCCGGCCCCCACCACCGCCUCCACGUCACCGCCUCCCCCACUCUACAUCUGCCCCCCGCCGCCCCCCAUGGACCACUCGCCCACCGAGGAGACCAAGCUGCUGCUCCACACGGCCCCCGCGCACCGCCCGCCCCUGCACUCCUCAUAGCAGUCACAGGUAUUCAGACAUUUCAAAGUUAGCUACGAUCAGUGGAAUGUCUUGAAGAAACUAUUCCUAACGAGAAAUGCAGACCUGCACCCAAUGCAGUUUGUUUGGACUCUGAUGCCCUAGGAAAGCGAAGCAUAUCGAAAAACAUUCAACGUAGACAUCAACCUUCAAAUAACGAAACUCGGUUGUGAUUCUAGACAAACAAGUGAGACAGUGAUUUUCAAACUGCAAGACUAACAUGCCCGCCCCAUUUAUAAUAUUGCGUAUUUGUAUAACCACAGUGAAACAUUCCAAAAGAGUCCUUUUUGAGAAUAAACAUUAUGAUAAACGAACUAUUUGAAAAAACCAAGAACAGAAAGUGUCAUUAUUUUGUUAUUUGUUGAGUGAAUGAAACAGUAAAAAUGUGUGCUUGAAAUAGGGGAUAAGAUGAAUAAUUGCAAUAUUCCUCAAAAGUUGCUUGCCACAGAGUGAAAGAGAGUUAUACACGGAAGACAGUUUUCUAAAGACAAAAACCGUCUUCAAUAAAAAAAUUAUAUGAAAGUGUUUCUAAACGAUCAUUGUCUACAAAUAUAAAACUUAUGCUGACAACCCAUUAGUGCUGACAUUGGUUUUUUAAUGUGAAAUUAUACAAUUAGUUAUACGUACAUUUUAUUUUUUGAGCUUCGUUUUUACUAAAAUGUGAUAAUUUAUUACAAGUGAACACGAUUGAAUUGUGUGUUACAUAAAAAAUUAAAAUGCUGGAAUCUGUAGAUAUAAUAAGUGUUAAAUGUGCAAAAACAAAGCUGUAUGAUAGGGAAUGAGAGACGUCGAUUAUGUGUAAAUUAUGUAAAUUUAUUCAAAGUUUUAUUUCUACUUGUUUGAUGAUGAUUAAAGCUAGUAUGAAUCAACUGUUAUUGAGAAGCUAUUGCAAAAACGAUGUGAAGAUUGAGUAUUAAAACGAGAUUAUUCAGCAAAAUAAU